CGACGUUUGUUUCAUUCCCGAGACUUUCCAUUUUUAAAAUAGGUAAUUUAUUGGUUACGAAAAGUGAGGAAAAAAAAGGAAACUACGGAUAAUUUCCUUUUUCUAAACUUUCCUUUUUUCCUGAAGGAGCAGAUGAUGUGAGUAUAAAUAUAUGACUACCCCCAUGGAUCCAAUAAUCAUUCGAAACAAUCUGUAACACUUGUCCAAUAUAAACACAGACUCUAUAAGAUUAUAUUCUCUGUUCAAUGGCAAUUACCGAUAACAAUAAUCCCUUUUCCAUGUCGACCAUGUCUAAUGCAUUACAACACAUCCCUUUCUCUAAAGGAGUCUCCGGUUCCAUCCCUCCUCCGGGAUUCGCCCCACGCUCCUCCUCCACCGUAGCAGACACUCGCUCAAACUCUCUGUUCAACGUUAUGACUAGCGGCAAAGGCUUGGCCCAGUUUAAAGAUAUCAUCUCAAAGUCUGACCGAAAAGAGCUUCAGCUGAUGGCGUCGUUGCUUACGUCAGACUCCGAUUACUUCAUGGAGGUUGUCAGAAACAUUAACGGGUCGAGACGCGUCCAGAAGCUCCUCGGAAUAUCAGACGCCGUGGACGCUUUAUUCUACCCCGCUAUCUUGCGCCGGUUCUACCACGUCGUGACCGACAAGUACGCAUCCUACGUGGUGAUACGAGCUAUGCUCGUUUUCGACCAGAAGAAGCAGUAUGUAAUGUACGAACACCUUCUCCACCACGCGCUCGACAUAGCGCGUAAUCAGUACGGCUGCAUUGCGCUCAACGAGGUCAUAACCGAUGCGGAUGAUCCUUUCUACAGAAAUCUUCUACUAGACGUGGUAGCGCGCAACGCCCUCUACCUAAGUAAUGAUCCUUCAGGGAACUUCGUGGUCCAACACGUGCUUGCACUCUAUGACUUGCGUUGCACGCAUAACGUUGGUGUUAGUCUUCAUGGCCAUUGCGUUGAUCUGUCGUUUAAGAAGUAUGGAAGCUACAUCGUAGAGAAGCUUCUAGAUACUGAGGAAUCAAUGGCUGUGGUGGUUGUGGAGCUUUUGGAGUGUGAAAGAGGCAGGUUGACGAGGCUGGCGAGGAAUGAGUUUGGGAGUUUCGUGGUGGUCAAGGCAUUGAAAAUCACGCAGGGGAUGAAUAGGGUCGAUCUGUUUAGGGGUUUGGUGCAGAAGCUGAUGCCUGUUCGCCACCUUUUGGUUAGGUCUCACGGAAGCAACAUUGUAAACUUCUUGGAGUCGACUAUUUAAGCUACCUAGCUGGCCACAAUAGUCGUGUAUGUCUGUGUGUCUGUCUCAAACUAGUUACACAAUGCUCAAACUGUUCAAAUUUUGAUGUGCUAUGUUCGAAUUUUAUGGUAAUUGCUAAUAUCUCGUAAGAAAGGCGUCUUGAGAAAAGUUAUAUGAAUACAUGAGUGUUCAUUUUUUUGUCUUUGUUUCAAACUAGCUGCAGUGGUCAAAUGGUUCAGAUUAUAACGUGUUAGGUUCAUUUUCAAUUAUUGAGGUAUUUAGGAAAGGCUCGUUGAAGAAGAGUUGCAAUUUGAGACACAAAAAAUAUUCAUCGACAGUUUUCUUUAAAAUAUGAAAUUCCAUAACUAAAACCUAAACAUAAGUUCUAUCAUGUCUAAUUAAAAUUUUAAACAAAAAAUAACUAUAAACAUAGGUUCUAUCAUGUCUAAUUGAUCCACCAAUUUGAAAAUAAAAAGUAUCGAGAUAGUAUUAAAUGACCUUAAGGUAGCUUAAAUUAAAUAAAGAUAUCAGUCUUAAAAAUAACUUACACUACCAGGGAUGGCUUAGUGCAAAAACAAGGAAGGAAUCAGUGAGCAUCUCCAACUUUUCCACAUUCAUUUUAUACACUCCCACUUUUCCACAUCCAUUUUAUACACUCCAAACAGAUUAUCUUCAUCAGAUCUCGCACAUGCAGUAACAUCGAAACAUCUUCGAACGUCUGGUUCUUAACUUCCUACAUUAGCACGAGAGCCUAUCUUGAAAUUUUAGAAUACAUAAACAAUUUAUUAAGAAUUUUAAUAAAUUAAAUUUUUAACAGUAUAUAGAUAUAUGUACAUAUAUAUUAAUUCAUAUAUUACUUCAAACAUUUUUGGAUAUUCAAAACCAAUAUUUCAUUUAGCUAUGUUAGGAUACGUCUUCAGCAUGACGCAUGCUAUUCAUCGCCAAGAGAAGAAUGUGUGUGCGUUAAUUGUGAUGUACCAUGGAUAAGCGUAAGAGCAUGAUUAAUCGGAGUUCUUAUAGUAGGAUUUUUAGUGUAAUAUAAGAUACGCGUUUUAUCUUUUAAUUAAGAAACACUAAGAAACGUCUUCUAAAUAAGAGAUAUAAGAGCAUGGGUAACGCUGGUCUCUUAUUUGGAGUUUUCAACUUAUGAUUUAACAUUUUUAUAUAUUUUUUUUUGGUUAAGAAACGUCUUAUAUCUCUUAUUUAAGAGAUGGUUCUUACUUUUUCUUAGUUAAAAACUAAGAACCGUCUUUUAGCCGAAAUUAAAAACAAAUUAAAAAAUCAGAGUUAAUCAUUGUCUAAGAGACGUUUCUUAACAAAAAAAUGUCAUGUUCUAAAAAUUCCAAAUGGGUCUCUUCUAUUAAUCAUGCUCUAAAGGGAUAGUUAAUGGAUGGUUUAUGAUGUCUCUGGAUAAGCCGAAAUCAUCAAACUAAAGAUUCUGAUGCAACCAUUUUCUCUUCUCUCGUUCUAUUAUUUAGAUCCGGUUAUGACCGAUUUCUGCUCAUUGGAUGAUCUUUGCAAUGAGAAACGCUUGCUCAUGGAUCUCGAAUCCAUGCUUGAUGUCCCUUUCUCAAUUUGGGGAGACCAAUAAUGCUAGUUUACAGAAAAAAAAAUCAUGGACUCUUGUGAUGAUUUCAAAACAUUUUCAAAUUUCUCUAUUCUGUAUGUAUAUACAUAUAUGUUUAUAUUGAAGAUAAUGUAAGUGCCAAUUCCUCAUAUAUAUACAUAUAUAAAUCUAUAUUACAUUUUGAUUCAACAUGUGUGAAAGGGCACAGCUCAAUUAAUAAGCGAACCAACAAAUGGCCAACUUGUUCUUCCCGUGUCACAUCGUACCAAAAGCGAUAUUUAAUAUUUCAAAUAAUUGCUCAACCUCAAUAUAGUAACCACGUGGUUUUGGACAUUGUGGAAAACCAUGAUAACAUUAUCUAUGAUAUAUAUUAGGUAUGGAGAGCUUGCCAAAGAAGAAAAAAAAUCAAUUUCCUUUAACGGGUAGGACGGCGUCCACGUCUUCAACUCAACCUCGUCUACCUUAUAUGAUUAACAUAUUAUAAUUUUUAAGAUACGAAAAUGACAGAAACAUGAAAAGGAUAUUAUAACAUAUGAUUUAAAAUACUAAACAAAGGACUUUUAAUAAUAAUUUUUAUCUAAAUAUUUAAAUUUCAGAUAUCUGUUGUACCAUCAAUUUUUUUAUCAUAGUCCACAAAUGAAAAAUGAUUGAUAUAUUCAGUAAAAAAAUGAUUGAUAUCAACACGGUACAAUGCGUACUUGUCCUGAGAACACUAUUAACUGAAAGUCUGGAACAUUAAGAAGCUGGUAAUAAGAAGAACUUGUACAGAGUUGACAUGCAAGACAUUGGCGAUUCAACACCGUAGCUGUAAAGAGGUAGGAGCAAUACUAUUAUUAUUUGUUUUGACAACAGAAUUAUAUGUUAGACAUAAUUUUAUAUUCUUAUAAUUUCUUCAUAAUAUUUAGUGGUGUUUUUUUUUUGUCACUAUAUUUAGUGGUGGUUUAUGUCCAACAUAUGGCUAUAUCACCAUUAUAUUGAUAUAUACGAUAAAUCUCAAUGUAACUAUAAUAUAAUAAUUAAAGUAAAAUUUUAUAAGUAUAACUAGAUUUUAAUCUGCGCUUUGAAAGCGCGGGAUAUUUUUCGUUGAAAAAAUUAUUAAUCCAUCUAUUUGUACACUAAUAUGUUUAGGCACGUGUGUUCAAUUUUUACUUCGACUGUAAUUUGUUUUUUUUUUUUGUUUCUGUUUCUGUUUCGGUUGUGAUUUUGUUUUUUUCGAAUUAAAAAAUAGAGGGACCAUUUGAUUAUUUGUGAAUUUAGGUUUAGUUUAGGAUUAAUUAGUUUAGCUCUCAGUUUGAUUAGGAUAAAAAUAUUAAAAACUCGAUAAAGUUUUGAGUUUAAUUUGGUGCUGGUUCGGUACCUGUUUUUUGGAUAAUACGGUUAAAAAUCACAUUUUUAUAUUUUUAGAACAAAAUCUUCUAAAUUUAAAUAUUUAACAUAUAAUAUUUUUGUGAUUUCGUUGUAUUGGGAUAUCCGUAUCUUACAUAGUAAUAUUUCUUAUCUUUUUUAAAUCUAUUUAUAAGUUGAUUUUAAUAAUGAAAAUAAAUUAUAUUUAAAACUCUUACAAUAUAUAAUAACUUCCCGAAAACUAACAAGUUUUUUAUUUAUUUUAAAAUUAACAUUUAUAAUACAAAAUAAGAGCCAUUUUAAAAUUAAUUCAUAAAAAUAACCAUUUUUAAUAAGAACAAAAUUAUCCAAGUUUAUGUUAACGAAUAAAAAAAA
Molecule: messenger RNA, 4512 nt
Organism: Brassica rapa (field mustard)
Lineage: Eukaryota; Viridiplantae; Streptophyta; Magnoliopsida; Brassicales; Brassicaceae
Product: pumilio homolog 18
Biological process (GO): post-transcriptional regulation of gene expression
Cellular component (GO): cytoplasm
Molecular function (GO): mRNA binding
Source: RefSeq, a predicted model, not a curated record